AUGGAGGAGACGCAUGCCGGAUCAAGCCUAGAAGGUCUGUUGCUUGAUAUUUUAGGACAAGCGGAGCGCAUCAAUCGUCUUUAUACCCAACUCACCCUCUGUUUCCCGGUCGGAAACGAAUCACCGGGCUUGAGGGCGGAGGUCAUCGAGAACCUGGAAAGGGGGCUCGCACGACUGUGUAGGACGUUCCCUUGGCUAGCAGGCAAGGUGGUCCAAGAUGGAGGGGAGUUCAAGAUCACAUCCACAGCAUCCGCCCCACACCUGGUGGUCAAGGAGCUGCAAGGCCAUGGCCCAGUGCCGAGUUGGGAUGAGCUAAAUCGAGCAAACUUUCCGUUCCGCAUGCUCGACGAAGAUGCCAUUUCCCCGUGCAGAACCAUGGUCGAGCCCGGAGCGGAGCGACCUGUAUUGAUAAUCCAGGCCAAUUUCGUGCAGGGUGGUCUAUUGCUCACCUUUAACGCCCAGCAUGGGGGAAUGGAUAUGACAGGCCAGGGACAGGUUAUUGCUCUCUUCGCAAAGGCUUGCCGUGGCGAAGACUUCACAGAGGACGAGUUAGAAGUUGGGAACAUGAAAAGGACGCGCUGGAUACCAAUAUCCGACGACGACGCGCCGGAUCAUCCCGAGGCGUCGAGACCAGGAGGGGAACAAAACGUCCGACCUCUGGCAUCAGAUUCGAAUUCACGCGGGGGAUUUUCAGGACCACAACAGCCGCGUUCUGGCAGUCUUGUGUGGGCAUAUCUCGAAUUCCCCGCUGCUUCACUAGCCAACCUCAAGCAGCUCGGCAGCGAGACACUCAACACGUCAGACGCUACUUUUGUCUCAACAGACGAUGUACUCACCGCACUCACCUGGCAAUUGAUGACUCGCGCGCGUCAGCCGGGGCUGAACAGCCAACAGUCAACUAAGACGACACUCACGCGAAAUGUCGAUAUUCGCAGCCACUUUGGUCUGCCAUCCACAUAUCCAGGUUUAAUGACCACGUCGACAAUCCAUGAGCAUACUGUUGAUGACGUCGAACAUAAACCCCUUGGCGCUGUUGCCUCCAGCCUUCGUGCAGCAUUGAGACCUGCCUUACUUAGAGAGAGUGCAAAGGCUCAGGCCUCCAUCAUUGCAAGGUGCAAGGAGUCAGCGGCGCAAAUGAGCGUUGCGGCUCGAAGCAACCGGCGCUUAGAUGUCAAGGUUAGCUCAUGGGCGAGGGAGAAAUUGUACGACUUAGACUUUGGGCCCUGCCUUGGACGGCCGAAGGCGGUUAGGAGGCCGAAGUUUGGGGAUGGUGCCAGGGAGGGACUAGUCUAUUUCCUCCCGAGAGAAAGGGAUGGGAGCAUCGUGGUUGGGGUUUGUUUGAGAGAAGAGGACAUGGACCGACUGAGGGAGGAUGAAGAAGCAAGGCGAUGGGCGUCAUGGAUCGGGUAA
Diaporthe batatas is the source of this 1410-nucleotide messenger RNA. RefSeq lists its product as uncharacterized. The coding region runs from base 1 to 1410 and encodes 469 amino acids. Lineage: Eukaryota; Fungi; Ascomycota; Sordariomycetes; Diaporthales; Diaporthaceae. The record is from RefSeq and is a predicted model, not a curated record. The transcript has a single exon.